Messenger RNA from Didymodactylos carnosus, 453 nucleotides. Lineage: Eukaryota; Metazoa; Rotifera; Eurotatoria; Philodinida; Philodinidae. The record is from the annotation of a GenBank genome assembly.
AUGAUUGCAUUGUUAAAUGUAUGUACUUCUAACAACAAUGAAAACGAAACAAUAUUUAAUCAAAUACUAAAUCAAGAACCAGUUAUUGUUCAUGAAAAUGCCGGUGUAUCAUUUACUCAUUUUGGGACAUAUUUUGAUGCUGAAGAUGUAUUUGCUUUAUCAGUUAGUGUACCAAUUACACAUUAUAUGUGCACAUUACUACCUGCUGAAGAAUCAAGCAAGUUAAACUUAUGUAAUGAGUAUGAAGCUACGGUAUUGGAACAAAUUAAUAAAAAACAACGGUUAUUGAAUGCUGGUGGUAAUGUAAGCGAUUUUGAAACUUCUCUGGCAUAUCCUAGAAGUAAUCGUAGGAAACGAUUCAUACCUUUGUUGGUUGGAGGUAUAGGACUAGUUGGCUCUGCUAUAGCUGCUGGGGUUGGACUAUUUAAUUCGAUUAGUGUAAAUAAUUUGAAU